CAAGAAGUAUUUACCAUGAUCCGCACUAGGGGGUUGACGUCUUCCAGUCAGAGACCUCGAGAAGACAGCUGGUUAAAAUCCUUAUUUGUCCGGAAAGUUGAUCCAAGAAAAGAUGCUCACUCUAAUCUCCUAGCCAAAAGGGAAACAAGCAGUCUAUACAAAAUACAGUUUCACAAUGUUAAACCGGAAUGCCUAGAAGCAUACAACAAAAUUUGUCAAGAGGUGUUGCCAAAGAUUCAUGAAGAUAAACAUUACCCUUGUACUUUGGUGGGGACUUGGAACACGUGGUAUGGCGAGCAGGAUCAAGCUGUCCACCUCUGGAGGUAUGAAGGAGGCUAUCCCGCCCUCACGGAGGUCAUGAAUAAACUCAGAGAAAAUCAGGAAUUUUUGCAUUUCCGGAAGGCAAGAAGCAACAUGCUUCUUUCCAGGAAGAAUCAGCUGCUAUUAGAAUUCAGUUUCUGGAAUGAGCCUGUUCCACGGCCAGGACCUAAUAUAUAUGAACUCAGAUCUUACCAACUUCGACCAGGAACUAUGAUUGAAUGGGGCAAUUACUGGGCUCGUGCAAUUCGCUUCAGACAGGACGGUGAUGAAGCUGUUGGAGGAUUCUUCUCUCAGAUUGGGCAGUUAUACAUGGUGCAUCAUCUUUGGGCUUACAAGGACCUUCAGACAAGGGAAGAUAUACGGAACGCAGCAUGGCAUAAACAUGGCUGGGAAGAAUUGGUGUAUUAUACAGUUCCACUUAUUCAGGAAAUGGAAUCCAGAAUCAUGAUCCCCCAGAAGACCUCUCCCCUCCAGUAGAGCUGCAGAGUUAGAUGUGCCUACACACAUUCAUGUGACAAGUAUUUGUCAUAAAUUAAUUUUAACUGUAUAUCAAGUGAAAAACACUGAAGUGUAAACUGCUGUAUAUAGCUUAUGAGAGAUCCCUUUUCUUUAAAAUUUACAUAAAUCUAAGAAAAGGAAACUUACAGUUUGAUUGUAACAGUGCUCUGUAGUCCUCUUUGAAACACCCCUGUGUUUGUUGAAUAAACCUGGUAAUACUGAACCAUCCUUCCCACCCUCCGGGAAAAGAGGGCCCAAAUUAAAAAUUUGAAUCCUCUCUAAAUAAGAAUCUAACCAUGAAAAAAAUAUUAAUCAUUUCUUUUAAAAAGCAAAUCUGUCUUAUAGUUACAGAUUUUUAGACAAAUUUCUUGUAUCAGGAAGAAAUACAAAUUUUGUCAUGUUUCUCUGGCAGUUUUUUUGAGUCUCAGACUAGGAACAAAUUAUGAGCAAACCCAAUCUGACUGUUUUCGUUCACUCCCAUUUUCAAUCAGCCGGCAUAGUGAAUGUCAUCACUGAGCUGGUCACGCUGCCAGGGUGCAUUGAGGCCGAUUCCGUCCUUGCACAGCGUGAGGUGAUGUCUCUAUAUGAGAGGGGAAAUGGCUUGAACCUGUAUAUCAUGUGAUUUUGAAAUGGACACCUUGAAUAGUACUAAUUUUUAUUUGUAAUAUUUUUCUAUAACAAAAUGAGAAGCACUUGAGAAAGGUUUUAUUUUAUAAACAAUCAUUCAUGACCUCAGACAUUGUCCAUUCAUAUUCUAGUAAGGUCACAGCAGAUACUUCCACAAUCAUGCAUGAGGAGUGGUGUGUGCUGAGAUUUCAAUUGGCAUAAAGCUGCAUACUUGUCUAGCUCUGUUUGAUUUCGUUUUUUAAUAUAGUGUGCCAGUUUUGUGAAUGUAAUCAUGUAAAAGUCCUCUUGAAAUGAAAAAUUGUCUGAUCCCCAAAUUAAGUAAUUUAUGUGUAAAAUAAAGUGUGAAUAAAUCUCAUAUCAAAUUUCAAACUUUUACAUGUGAAUGAUUUUCUCCAAGAACAUAUAAAAGUCAAUAAAAUUCUCUGACUUUUCA
Molecule: messenger RNA, 1879 nt
Organism: Myotis lucifugus (little brown bat)
Lineage: Eukaryota; Metazoa; Chordata; Mammalia; Chiroptera; Vespertilionidae
Gene: NIPSNAP2
Product: nipsnap homolog 2
Exons: 10
Coding region: 16-798 (260 amino acids)
Cellular component (GO): mitochondrion
Source: RefSeq, a predicted model, not a curated record